CGGAUGCUCCUGCUGUGAGAAUAAUGAAGAACCUUCGGGUUUGUGGGGAUUCCCAUGAGAGUCUUAAGCUUAUUUCUCGGGUCUAUGGGAGAGAAGUUAUGGUAAGGGAUCGAAGUAGGUUUCAUCACUUCAGAUAUGGGUCAUGUUCUUGUUUGGAUUACUGGUAAAUUGGCGGUGUUAAUCGGAUUUCUCACUGUAUUUCUAAACAUCUCAGUUUCUGGGAGUAUUGAGCUGGAGGUGACACAGGAAGAUAUCUUUAGAUUGUGCCAAUGACCGAUAAGGGUAUGGAGGCGAGCAUAUUUCAGAGUUUUGUGAAUCACUCUCUCGUCUCAUAAAUUGGUUUUGCGAAGUUGUGGAAGUAGCAGAUGAUGAAUUAGUAGCUCAAAAAAAUUAUCCUCUUAGCAUAGUUAGUAAAAUACGGUACGGGAAAGUUACGUGUAUAACAUACGUACGGAUAUUUUACUCUCUAAGCUAAUUUUACGUUUAAUAGUAUGUUAAUAAUAAUAAAUAUAUCAUAAUUAAUUAUUUUAAAAAUAAAUAAAUAAAUAAUAGUAAAGUUAACAAUUUAAUUCAUUAAAUAUGGAUAUUAAACGUGUUAUACGGGUUUUAUACGUGUUUAGUAUGGGAGCUAUCAAAUGAACGGAAAGAAAUGAAACGGCUUGACAAAAAUACGGAUACAAAAAUUUAAAACGAAUAAAAUACGUACAGGUACAUAUAUGUGUAUUAAAUGGAGUAUUUACUAAUUAUGCCACUUAGUUAUUGGAUUUGCUAGUAAAAGAAAGUUAAUAGUAUUUUGUACCCUCUAUUAUUUGUAAAUUAACAAAUGUAGCUUUCCGUCCAAUUAUCCGUUAAACAACCGUUUAAUGAGCUGAGAAUUUAUCUAACUGCCCCUCAUUUACGGCUAAUUUGAUUUAAAUUGUUUUAUGUCCCAACUCAAUUAUAAAAAAAAAAAAAAAAAAACUAAGCCCCUCCACUCACGACCCUUCGGUCUCCCUGAAGCCUCCCGAGAAGUCUCCCCUACCGAUAAAUGCUCCGCCCGAGGCCUACCCCCUCAAUAUCGUCGGCGGCUGGAGCAGAAAGUACCGGGGACGCGAAUGGGGUUCGAACGAUAGUGCAGAAACCCUUGCGAUGUUGUAUGUCUACGAUCUUACCCAUGUCACCAAUUACGGUUUCAGGAUUUUCCAUUCCGGCAUUGAAGUUCAUCGAAAGGAGUAUUGGAGCACAUGGCUUCCAAAUUAGUGGAUAUUUUUAAGUCAAGCCAAGAAACUGACCCGAUUACAUUUACAGAUGUUUCAUCCCAUUAUUUUCACAAAUGGUGCAAGAAAGAAAAUCCCAGGCUUUGUAAAGCGGUGAGAAGCUAGGAGUAGCUGAUAUACCCGCAAACAACGUUUUCUCUAUUAUGAGACAAUCCAAGUACCACAUCGGUAAUACAAGAGAAAGAACCCUUGUAUAUUAGUGUCCACCAAGCUCAUUAGUACGAGGCCUUUUGGGGAGGACAUCCAAGAGUAAAACUGAGGGCUUGGCCCAAAGCGGACAAUAUCUCGUACUAAUUGAGUGGCCCUGCGUUUGUCUGGCGGGUCAAAGGUGAUUCGCGUCUGUUUGGUGCAUCCAGGAGAGAUCCACGUUUGAUUUGAGAAGCAAAUAAAAAGAGAGUUCUACUUUUGGUAAAGUCCUUGUACCGAGAAGCCCAUCGAUACAAGGUGUCUGGCGGAUCAAGAUAAUCGCCGAGGUGAGGACACGAAGUUCGUGGUCCUUGUCUUGAGGGGAGGAUUGUUAUGGGACAAUCCAAGUACCACAUCGGUAACGCAAGGGAAGGAACCCUUGUAUAUUAGUGUCCACCAAGCUCAUUAGUACGAUGCCUUUUGGGGAGGACACCCAAGAGUAAAAUCGUGAGGGCUUGGCCCAAAGCGGACAAUAUCGUACUAAUUGAGCGACCCGGUUCGACACUCUCCAUCUGAGGCUUACAGCAAGACUCCAACUAGCACGACUGACAAUAGCUUCAAGAGUUCUGCCCUUCCAUUUGCUUGCAAAACACUACACCACUUCCUCCCACGUUUGCAGGCCAGCAACAGGAGCAAGAGUAAGCUUACAUUUUUGAACCACAAACUGCAUAAAGGGACAAGCAUAAAACAGGUGAAAGCAAUCCUCAAUCCCUCCUAGGCACAUCACACAACAGCCCGAAACAGGCUUCCCCCAAGCUAGAAGUUUAUCCAUAGUACGCAGUCUCCUAAUCACAUCUAGCCACAAUAUGAAUCCAUGUCUUGGAACCACCUCCCUACUCCAUAUCAAUUCAUACCAGGGGACAAGCGGACUACGAGGCCGUAUAGUCUCCCAAACUCUUUAACAGAGUAUCAAGGCAUGGGAGCCUCAUCCCAAAGUAGAGAAGCCCCCUGCCUAGAAAUAUGUUGCUUGAUAUCCCCUCUACAUUUCAGCAGCCGACGCCAAAUCCAAGAUCCCGCAGCCCCUGUCUUCUUUCUUUGGAUUGUGUGGCUCAUUAUAACGAAUAAUUGGAUAGAAGGGCAUAUUUGUUACGUUUUAAUAUUAUAAGGUGUGUUUGUACAAAAUUUUAAUAGAGGGGUAUAUUUGUUAAUUUACAAUAAUAGAGGUACAAAAUGCUAUUAAACCUUAAAAACAAUUAGGGGUAGUUUGCUUCAUGGAUUUAAAAACGAGGGUUUUGUAAUUUAAAAACCCAAGAAUUUAUCAAGGAUUUGAGGCAUCAUGGAUUUGUAACAAUCCUUUGUUUGUUGAGAUGUUUUUAUCAUGGAUUUAAAGGUGUGAGAUUUACUACUUGAAGUCCAAAAUUACAUUACUAUCCUUGUAUAUAUGUUUGACAUGUUUAUGAUAUGUACACAAAACAAGGACAAAACUUCAAAAUUACCUUACUAUCCUUUUCUAUAUGUUUGACAUGUUUAUGAUAUGUACACAAAACAAGGACAAUAUAUACUAAUAAGCAUAAUGUUGCCACAUGGACAAUAAUAAUAAAGGAGAAAAUUCCGUUUAACUUUUAACGUAACAUAAUCAAUUACCAAUUCUUUGUCCUCCUUUUCAAAAGUAACAUAUAACAACAUAUAUUAGAAUCGGGAGAACAAAGAAUUACACGUUCCAUGAAAAGGUCAAAGAAAACUAGAACACAAGAAAUGAUAUAAAAAAUCUAACUCAUGUUUGCACAUUAAUUGAAUGUUUAAAUUAUUCAUUUAUUGUUAAUUACUUGAUUAAUUAUAAUGUGUAAUAGUUAAAUUUGAAGACAACCUUGGAUAUUAAAAGUGCAUGAGGGUAUAUAGAUAAAAUCUCAUCAAUGAUUUAUGUCAUGUUCCAAAUUCCACAUCAACAUGUGGGAUUUAUAAGUCCGUGGGGUCCACGGGUUUGGACCCUUAAAAUCCGUGGGCCCCACGGAUUUGGUCUCCAAAAAAAGUGCAAGCAAACAAUGGAUUUUUGUUAAAUCCAUGAUGAAUUGGAUUUGGGUAUCAAAUCCAUGAUUCAAAUCCAUGAAGCAAACGAACCCUUAGCGUUUGAUAAGGGUAAUAUAUGUUUCAGGUCUAGGUUUAGUUGUUCGAAUCCACGACUUCCAUCCUAAAUUCCUAUCAUUCAAAAAUUUCAUUUUGGUAUCUGAAAUUGUUUAUAAUGACAGUUUAACACUUUAACUUUUCAAAAUUUACAUAAUGAUCCAAAAUUUGGAUGUUAUUUGGAUCCAUAAAUUCAAUCCAUCAAAUCAUAAAUCCACCUAUCUAUCAAUUAAUUACAAUCCAAUCAAAUUUAACAACUCUACUCUAAACUCUAAUGCCCACAACCACAAAACACCAAACGAGAAACACAACAAUGAGAACGACGAUUAACGUGAUGUGUCUUUGUUGAAGUGAUUGGAGUUUGGUGGAAAUUUGACUCCUCCGCUAAGUGAGAAAGCAGCCUAUCAGGCGAGUGAGAGAGUCCAAUGACAACUUGGCCUUUCAUUCCCCUCUUAGGACCCUCUGAAUCUACCUCCAAAACCAGCUAUUAUACACUUCAAAAUAAUUAAAACAGAUAAAGUGCUCAAAUUAACAAAGAAAAAGAAGCCCAGAUACAAACAAAGAAGAGAUCAAACAAACAAAGAAGAGAUCAAAUGCGCUUUCUUUUUCAAAGUAGUGGAUAAAUUUAAUCCAAAGUCCGAAGAUUCCUGGAACUAGCCCCUCUUGAAUCUCAAAUGGCUAAUUAUUGGCGGGUCUGAAUGAGGUAAAUAACUUUUAUGUUAAGUUAUCCAGCAAUUAUUCAUUUUAGAUGAGUUGCAAAUUUGCAAUCGUUCUAUAUUGAUCCGGAGGAAACAGAAGGACAUAAAUGUAAAUUUAGCAACACGUUACCUCAACUCCGUCUCACAUUGGCGUAGCCAAAAAUAUAAUUUAGUGGGGUCCAAACAAAAUGAAAUACAAAGUUUGUCUCAAUAGUAAAAUCAUUGUCUUUGGAAGAGGGGGUCCAUGGUUCUAAAUUUACUAACCACACCUUAAAAAUCCACCAUUUUUAAUGUAUAUUCAUUUUCCAAGUGGGGUCCAUGGACCCCACAUCCCCUCACCUAGCUCCGCCAAUGCCGUCUCAUCAAACUCGAAACUCUCCAUCUUCCACUUCCACUCCUUCCGUCAAAUGACUUUGAAUUUUGAAACAAAAUCUCAUGAACUAUGAAGAUAACAUCAAAACAUUCAAUUGUAGAAUUGUCCAUCAACAGGCUACAAUCUGUUCGUAGCAUCGUUCGUCAACAGACUGUAGUUUAAAUAUAUUUUCUUCUUUCACUCCUCUCUUGAAACGAAAUCUUCAAGCUUUAAAAUCUCCAAUGAAACAUCGUUGAUCAACAUGCUACAAUCCAAAUAUAUAUAUGUGCCACCAUGAAUGUAGGAGGUGGUAAAGUAUUGCAUCAUAUUAGCUCAUUGUGUCUUAGUCGUAAAAGGUGAUAAUGUUUUAUGAUAUGAUCAUACAACACUAUACCAGCUCAUACCACCAUAGUAACUCACUGAGCCUUCAUGGGAAGAGGUGGCUAUGUAUAAUGAUAUGAUCAUACCAUACGAUACCACCAUGAUAGUUCAACGUGUUAGAUGAUCGUAAUGUACUUUUUAUAUUGAUCAUACCACAAUAUACCACCCCAUACCAUUAUAAAACUUCAUGGCAAGAGAUGAUAAUGUACAUUGAUAUAAUCAUUUACUACCUUUACCACCAUUGUAGCAAUUCACUGUGUCAUGAUUUUAGGAGUUGGUAAAGUAUUUUGAGUUUUUGACAUAAUCAUCAUCCAUCCUUUGAUCGAUGAUUUUCGUUGGACUGGACCAAUAUUGGAUCCUAGGCCCAUGUCAAAGUCUCAAAGCCAGCCCUAACCAGACGAAGAUCCUCGACAAUGGCGGGCGGGUAAUGAUUUGUUUCUUGCUUGGGGCCCACCAUGUCAAACCUGUUCAAACUCAAACCACAGCCACCUCCCAACUCAAAACGUGACCAAACUCAAACUCUGUUUCAGUUCUCACAACUCACAAGUACAAAACAAAUACCUCGUACGGCAGGAGUGGGGGCAAUUUCGGGUUUCAACUCAAACAGAGCCUUGCGCCGUCUGGCUCUCGACGAGACGACGACUCUCUAAUUACGAUUUCGGUUCAUUCAUUGCACACGCGAGGCAGGCAGCAGAACAGCGAAAUGGGAUUGAGAAGUAAAGUAGCAAUUUUUGACAAGGAGCCAAAAUAGUGAACGAGAAGGUGAAACCGUCCAGGUUCAUUCCUCCUCCACCAAAUAAAAAUCCGAUCUUUACCCUAUAAAUUUCUGUCGCUCUCGGCGCUCCUGUCUAUCUUCCAACCCAGCCACUACUCUUAUUAUUAAUUCGACGAUUCCCCUCUAUUAGGUUUGAGAGAGGGGAGGAAUCAAAGAACCAGAGAAAACAAUUUCCUCCAAGUUGCAGAACCCCUGGUUCUUUCAGCUUUUCCUUCCAAUGGCUUCAAUGUCAACGAUUUUCGCUCAAACUCACUGCCCGGCACGCGCGCUUCCCAAAUCAUUCAUCACCCACUUCGCCCCGCCGCUGAAAGUUUCCUUCUUGGCGAAACCCCGGAGUAGGGCCGUCCGGGUCAGGGCCGGAUUGAUCGAGCCGGACGGCGGGAAGCUGGUGGACCUAUUCGUCGACAAGACCCAGAGGGAUGUCCGGCGGAGGGAGGCGGUGGCUCUCCCCAAGGUGAAGCUGACCAGCAUCGACCUUCAGUGGGUCCACGUGCUGAGCGAAGGAUGGGCGAGUCCCCUCCGCGGGUUCAUGAGAGAAUCCGAGUUCCUCCAAACACUUCAUUUCAACUCGCUCCGUCUUGAGGAUGGAUCGGUUGUCAACAUGUCGGUGCCGAUUGUUCUCGCCAUCGACGAUUCGCAGAAGCAGCGGAUCGCUGACUCCAAAAGGGUCGCCCUCGUUGACUCUAGCGACAAUACCAUCGCGGUUUUGAACGAUAUUGAAAUAUACAAGCACCCCAAGGAAGAAAGGAUAGCAAGAACAUGGGGAACAACUGCUCCUGGUUUACCUUAUGUUGAGCAAACCAUUACUGGUUCUGGGAACUGGCUGAUUGGUGGGGACCUAGAGGUUAUAGAACCUAUCAAGUACCAUGAUGGCCUGGAUCGGUUUCGUUUGUCACCUGCCGAGCUUCGUGAAGAAUUCGAGAGGCGGAAUGCAGAUGCUGUGUUUGCAUUCCAGCUCAGGAACCCUGUGCACAAUGGCCAUGCUUUGCUGAUGACAGAUACUCGUAAGAGGCUUCUUGACAUGGGGUACAAGAACCCAGUCCUUCUGCUCCAUCCACUUGGAGGCUACACCAAGGCUGAUGAUGUUCCGCUUAGCUGGCGAAUGAAGCAACACGAAAAGGUGCUUGAGGAUGGCGUACUUGAUCCUGAAACAACUGUGGUUUCUAUAUUCCCAUCCCCAAUGCACUAUGCUGGUCCAACUGAGGUACAGUGGCAUGCGAAAGCUCGGAUCAAUGCAGGAGCCAACUUUUACAUAGUGGGAAGGGAUCCAGCUGGAAUGAGCCACCCAGUUGAAAAAAGAGAUCUAUAUGAUGCUGACCAUGGAAAGAAGGUGCUGAGUAUGGCACCCGGGCUGGAGAGGCUGAACAUCCUUCCUUUCAAGGUUGCUGCAUAUGACAAGACACAGGGCAAAAUGGCUUUCUUCGAUCCAUCCCGUGCUCAGGACUUCCUCUUCAUAUCAGGCACCAAGAUGCGAACCCUUGCUAAGACCGGAGAGAACCCGCCUGACGGAUUCAUGUGCCCUGGCGGAUGGAAAGUUCUGGUUGAUUACUACGAAAGCUUGGCUCCUGCACAGAAUGGGAAAGUCGGUGAACCUGUUCCAGCAUAAUAGACCCACACCACUCUGGCUUCUCUGUACCAUAAUGGAUUGCCAAUUUGCCAGCAUUAGUAGAAGAAAGUUCGAAAAAUACAUUUGGAUACUUGCAUUGCAUCUGUAAAUAUUGUGCUGUGUGUGUUCAGAAUCUCUGAAUAAAGGGUGGGAGCAUUG
Molecule: messenger RNA, 7474 nt
Organism: Linum trigynum
Lineage: Eukaryota; Viridiplantae; Streptophyta; Magnoliopsida; Malpighiales; Linaceae
Source: the annotation of a GenBank genome assembly